AUGGCUCCCAAGGUCCUGGUUGUCCUCACUUCUCAGAAUACGAUCCCCAAGACCGGCCAACCGACCGGUUGGUACCUGCCCGAAUUCGCCCACCCCUGGCAUGUUCUCCACAACAAGGUCGACCUGACCAUCGCCUCCCCCAAGGGCGGCGAGGCGCCCCUCGACCCGGGCUCGAUCAAGCCGUUCGAGAAUGACGAGAUCGCUGUCAACUUCCUGAACACCCAGCAGGCGCUGUGGAAGAACACCCACCGACUAGCCGACAUUGUGCCUCGCGCGGGCGAGUUUGAUGCCAUUUUCUACGUCGGUGGACAUGGACCAAUGUUCGACCUCGUCACCGACCCGACCUCCCUCGCACUCAUCCAGACCUUCGCCUCAGCCCGCAAACCCGUCUCGGCCGUGUGCCACGGCCCCGUGGUCUUCGUCAACGCGACAACACCGUCGGGCGAGCCCCUGCUCAAGGGCGCCCAGGUGACGGGCUUCUCGAACGACGAGGAGAACCAGGUGGGCAUGAUGGAUCCGAUGCCGUUCGCGCUCGAGACCGAGCUCAACCGCGUCAGCGGCGGCAACUACGUCAAGGCCGACCAGCCGUGGGGCGCGAAGGUCGUCGUCUCCAAGACCAAUUCCCUAGGAGGACCCUUGAUUACGGGUCAGAACCCGGCUAGUGCGACGGGCGUUGCGGAGGAGCUCCUCAAGGCGUUGGGUCUGUAA
Rasamsonia emersonii CBS 393.64 is the source of this 708-nucleotide messenger RNA. Its product is annotated as ThiJ/PfpI family protein. NCBI's taxonomy places the organism in Eukaryota, Fungi, Ascomycota, Eurotiomycetes, Eurotiales, Trichocomaceae. The record is from RefSeq and is a predicted model, not a curated record. The transcript has 3 exons. Bases 1 to 708 code for a protein of 235 amino acids. Gene Ontology annotation, molecular function: glyoxalase III activity.